AUGCGGUGGACGACUCAAGUUUUGUUCGCGGCGCCACUCUUGGCUGCCGGUGCGCUAGCACAAACAUCAUGUACCAAGCUCACCAACGACCUUCCCGCGCCUUCAAUGGCUCCGGGUUAUAUCUCGGACAUUGCACUUGGGGGGCUUAAAUUCCCAAGAGGCAUUCAAUGGGAUACCACAGGCCAUCUGUUAGUCGUAGACCGAGGCGUUGGAAUUUAUAGAUUCUCAGUAGACUCUUGUCUUCACCUGCAGGAUCAAAGGCUUAUCAUCAAUGAUACUGGGUUGAACCAUGGUAUCUCCAUGUCACCAGAUGGAAAGACGUUGUUCGCUACAACGAAGGAUGUCGCAUACUCGUGGUCGUAUGACCCAGAGACCGGCGACGUCGAUAACAGGAAAGCCCUCGUUACUGGCAUGGCCAAUGCUGCCGAAGAUGGUCACAUUACUAGAACUCUUCUAAGCCCUAUCUCGAAGCCCGAUUGGCUCAUCAUCUCUGUCGGAUCCCAAUCCAACGUCGAUGUUAGCACACUCUCUGUCAACUCUGGAAAGGCACAAAUCAGAGCCUUCAAUGUCUCUGAGAUCUCUGAGAAGCCAGUUGUCUUCCAUGAUGCUGGAUUUGUCCUCGGAUGGGGAUUGAGGAACAGUGUCGGUAUUACUGAGGAUAAUGAGGCUCAACUAUGGAGUGUUGAGAACUCCGUCGAUGGAGUCAUGAGAAACGGAGAAGAAAUCCACGAAAACAACCCAGCUGAAGAACUUAACUUCCACGGCUCCCUUCUCGACUCUUCUCCCCGCGGAAACUACGGUUAUCCAAACUGUUACGCCGUUUGGGCCGCCGACGAAAUCCCAGAUCACGCUGGCCUUCAAACCGGCGACCAAUUCGCUCAAAUUGAAAACUCCACUGUCAAUGAUAGCAUCUGUUCCGAACGUUACCAACCACCACGUAUCUCCUUCCACGCUCAUCAAGCCCCUCUUGAUCUCAAAUUCGACGGUGAUGGUCAAGCGUGGGUUGCAUUCCACGGCUCCUGGAAUCGCGCAGAACCAAUCGGAUAUCGUGUCGUUACCGUUGCUUUCGCAAACGGUCAGCCAAAGGAAGCGAACAACUCCCAAUCCGCAGCCAUCGAAAUCAUGGCAAACCCAGAUCUUUCACAAUGCCAAACGGCUUGCUUUAGACCAGUUGGAUUGGCAUUUGACACCGCCGGACAUCUGUGGAUGAGCUCUGAUGCUACUGGUGAAAUCUACGUUAUUCGAAAAGAUGACGGAAGCGGUGUGGCUGCUUUUACUAGCGAUGCUGCUGUUAGCGGACCAACCCCAGGACCUACACCUUCGGGAUCUAGCGACAAGCCGAAUAGCGCUAGCGGAGUUGUAGUUAGCGGAUGGCUAAUGACAGCUAUGGUUGGGUUGGGAAUGUUGGUUUACAUGUUGUAA
Orbilia oligospora ATCC 24927 is the source of this 1422-nucleotide messenger RNA. RefSeq lists its product as uncharacterized. The coding region runs from base 1 to 1422 and encodes 473 amino acids. The record is from RefSeq and is a predicted model, not a curated record. NCBI's taxonomy places the organism in Eukaryota, Fungi, Ascomycota, Orbiliomycetes, Orbiliales, Orbiliaceae. The transcript has 4 exons.